AUGAUGAACAGUACAGAAGAGACCGCAAGUCAAUCUGCGACGAGAAUGAUGCUAGCAGAGAUUGCAACAUUCGUUUCAAAAGUGAUAAUAACAUUUAUUCUUACAAAUAUCCAAGAUGUUGUUAUAUUAAUAAAUUUUUUUCUUGCAUCAUCAGAAACUGAUAGUAUCAUGGAAAGUAUACAUGUUGUAUUUGGUCAAUAUUUGGGCUUUAGUACAUUGCUAAUGUUAAGUUUAUUUGGUUAUACUAUUUCGUAUAUGUUGCCUGUUAAACUAUUUGGAUUUCUUGGAUUUUUAAUUAUAUUUUUUGGUUUAAAUGGUUUGCGUAAACUAGCAAAAGAUCUUAUGAAAAAAAGAAAAGAGAAAAAACAAGCAUUUGAAAGGAGUCAAGAUAACGAACGAGUAGAAUUUAUUCAAUUUGAAUCGGAAAACAUUACAUCAAAAGAAAAUCUAACUUUUAUGGGUGAUAUUAAGCAAAUAGUUAAAGUGAGUCUUGUAACAAUUGCGAAUGGAAAUGAUAACAUUGCCAUUUAUGUACCGAUAUUUGUUCAAUCGAAAUCCUGGGAAAUUAUUGCCUAUGCAGUAGGUUUCUUAAUUAUGGUCGGAGUACUAUGUUUCGUCUGUUAUUAUUUUGUACAUUAUCCACUUAUAUUUAAAUUUGCACAAAAAUAUGCUCAAUUUAUCAGUCCAUUCGUAUUCAUCGGCCUUGGAAUUUAUAUUUUAAUUGACUCAAAAUGUUUUCCUUGGCUAAUCGAAGUUCUUGAAACAGGACAAUGGACAUAUACCUAA
Molecule: messenger RNA, 786 nt
Organism: Rotaria socialis
Lineage: Eukaryota; Metazoa; Rotifera; Eurotatoria; Philodinida; Philodinidae
Source: the annotation of a GenBank genome assembly